Polypterus senegalus (gray bichir) is the source of this 2151-nucleotide messenger RNA. RefSeq names its product sorting nexin 1a (gene snx1a). Gene Ontology annotation, cellular component: endosome membrane; endosome. The coding region runs from base 116 to 1693 and encodes 525 amino acids. NCBI's taxonomy places the organism in Eukaryota, Metazoa, Chordata, Cladistia, Polypteriformes, Polypteridae. The transcript is spliced from 15 exons. Gene Ontology annotation, molecular function: phosphatidylinositol binding. The record is from RefSeq and is a predicted model, not a curated record. Gene Ontology annotation, biological process: intracellular protein transport; early endosome to Golgi transport.
AUUUGGCUUCUUUCGCUCCUCCUGUAAGCGGCGCUGUAGGUUCGCUCCUGACGCCCCUUAACUUUUUCUUCCAAUAAAGUUUUGUUUGCGCGUGUGCCCAGCUUGCAGUGCGAAGAUGGCGGAGAGCUCCGAGAGGAUUCCGCCUCCACUGCCGGAUUUGGAGGACCUGGACGGGGACUCUGGGGACGGUGAUGAGAUCGACGACUUACAGGGAGAAGACAUCUUCAUCGGAAAUAGCACAAAUCUAGAGCCUCAGAGAGAAGAUCCUAUUUUUCCACCAAACAGUACAGUUUCUGUGGCAGCAACUAAUGCACCUGCGUCCAAAAAUCCCACAGAUUCCAUCAAAAAGACAAAUGGAAUACGCUCAGAUGAAGAUGAAGAGGAUUUGUUUUCAGAAGCCACCAUAGAGUUGUCCCUGGAUAGCUCUCGUGGUGACCAGAAGAAAGACGGUGGCAAUUCAUUUUCUGCACCCCGACCCACUACAAAGAGUACUAUGAAACUACAAGCUAGUACCCUUGAGGAGCUUGAAGAGGAAGAAGCAGAGGACAAAUUUGAACUAAAUAUUGCAGUCACCAAUCCUGAAAAAGUUGGGGAUGGCAUGAAUGCUUACAUGGUGUACAAAGUUGCAAUACAGACAAAUCUGCCAAUGUUUAAGUCUAAAACGUUUACAGUGAAAAGGCGGUUCAGUGAUUUUCUUGGCUUAUAUGAAAAACUUUCAGAAAAGCACUCUCAAAAUGGAUAUAUUAUACCUCCGCCUCCAGAGAAAAGUAUACUAGGUAUGACCAAAGUAAAAGUUGGUAAGGAAGAUUCCUCUUCUGUAGAGUUUGUAGAAAGAAGGCGUGCUGCACUAGAAAGAUACCUUCAGAGAGUCGUUAACCAUCCAUCAUUAUUACAAGAUCCUGAUGUCCGGGAUUUCCUAGAAAAAGAAGAGUUGCCUCGUGCUGUUGGAACUCAAACACUGAGUGGAGCAGGCUUUUUGAAGAUGAUAAACCGAGCCACUGAUGCAGUUAACAAGAUGACCAUAAAGAUGAAUGAAUCUGACAUUUGGUUUGAGGAGAAGCUGCAAGAGGUUGAAAGUGAAGAACAGCAGUUGAGGAAGCUGCAUGUUGUGGUGGAAACCCUUGUGAAUCACAGAAAAGAACUGUCCAGUAACACUGCCAUCUUUGCAAAGAGUGUGGCGAUGCUUGGCAGUGCAGAGGACAACACAGCACUAUCGCGGGCACUUUCACAGCUAGCAGAGUUAGAGGAUAAGAUUGAGCACCUCUAUCAAGAGCAGGCUGGGAAUGACUUCUUCAUACUUGGAGAGCUGCUAAGUGAUUAUAUACGGCUCUUGUCAGCAGUCAGGGGAAGUUUUGACCAGAGAAUGAAGACCUGGCAAAGAUGGCAGGAUGCCCAAAACAUAUUGCAAAAGAAAAGGGAAAAUGAAGCCAAACUACUAUGGGCCAACAAACCUGACAAACUGCAGCAGGCAAAGGAUGAGAUUGCAGAGUGGGACUCAAAAGUAUCACAGUACGAGAGAGACUUUGAAAGGAUUUCAGCCACUGUUCGUAAAGAAGUUCUUAGAUUUGAGAAAGAGAAGAACAAAGAUUUUAAGAGUCAGCUUGUGAAAUAUCUUGAAACACUUCUACACUUGCAGCAGCAGCUUAUAAAGUACUGGGAGGCUUUUAUACCAGAAGCUAAAGCAAUUGCAUAAGGAAACCAAGGAUCCAACAUUCAGCUCAAGUUCUGCCUUUUUGAACACUUUACCUCUCACUUUUUGAAGAAAAGACAAGCAACUCAUCCAUCUUACUGAGGAUUUAAAAAAAAAAAAAAGUGAAAAUGAUUACAACUUCUUGUCUUGUUACAUUAACAUUGUAUUUUUAUUUAACAGCCAUAUAUAUAUUCUAAUGAAGAUGUUUAUUAUACAAACCUUAAAAACUUUGGGUGGUGUGUAGGUGUUCUUGCCCUUUGAAAAUAGUAAAUGAAAGCCUUUAAUAUAGUAUCAUUAACCUGUUAGUAGUUUAACAGCACAAAUGGGCAUUUAACUGGGGUAACGAUAUUGGAAUAUUUUUACUUCUUGGUGCUCAUGUCUGUUUGCUAGUUUGGGAAAUCUUGGGCAACAUCUAGCAUUCUGAUAAUUAAUAUAGGUCAAGAUUAUAAUGGUUUCUUCAU